Closterium sp. NIES-67 is the source of this 7159-nucleotide messenger RNA. The record is from the annotation of a GenBank genome assembly. Lineage: Eukaryota; Viridiplantae; Streptophyta; Zygnematophyceae; Desmidiales; Closteriaceae.
AAGCUGCUGGGUUGACAGGACACUGAUGAGAAGUGGAAUUCGUCAUAGCUUGACAGACGGAGAUGGUAUUCUGUUGGCUAACCGGAAUAUGAUUUAGGAGUGCUAGAAGAAUGCUGCAGCCUUCCUGGGGUGACGACUUUAGGGUUUCAUGAUCCAGAGCACCUGCAUUGUUCUCCUGCGAUGCGUUGACGAAACCAAGACGAUAGUGACGAUUAAAAGGGACCCGGACCUGUCAAGGCGCAACACCUAGCUAGCGCAGCAAUUCCGACGUCUGAAAUCCUUUUUGGCGGAUAUCCCUUGCUGGUGCUCCACGCUGCUUUUGCCGGGGAAUGUAGGCAGCAGCACCUACUGCAGCAUUUUGUCAGCAUUUUGCCAGGGAUUGAGACGACAGACUGCUGAUCAGUUACAUCUGCGGAGCAGCUAUGAUUCGACUCGGCUUCUGCUUCUGACUGCGAUAAGAGAUUGUGUAUAAGUUUAUUCUGAGGAGCUGGUAUGAUCAGGGAUGGGAGGCUGGCGGCAGCAGUGGCCGCUGCGAAGGCAGCUGCAGCCGAGAAAGCAGCAGCGGCAGAGAGAGCAGCAGCAACUGAAGCAUCUCAGGGGGGCCCAGGCGGCCCAGGCUCCCAAGGCGGCAACGCUGCUGCAGAUUCCACUGCUCCUGCUGAAGCAGCGGGAAUGGUUAUAGAUGGACGGCUGGGAGGGACUGUGGCUAUAGAUGGACGGCUGGCGGCAGCUGUGGCUGCUGCGAAAGCAGCGGCGGCAGAGAGAGCAGUGAAUGAAGCGGUGCAGAUGGUCGGAGACGCUAAUGCUACAAACACCACGGCUUCCAAUGUUGCAUUGACCCAGAUCGCUGGCUUAGACGAGUCCCACAAUGGACAAGGGAUGGUUACCACCAGCAGUGCUGAGCGGGAAGACAACAGAAGCUCGGCCCAGCAGAAGCAGCAGCGGAAGCGGGACCAGAGUCAGGCGACCCCUCGAGAGCAGGAGCUGCAGCAGCAGCACGAGAGCGAGGGUGUGACAAGCCAGGUGUCUGAGAGCAGAGGAAGCAACGGCCAGGGCGGGCAAGGCAGAGCGGUGGGAAGGGAGGGGGGUGCGUCGCUGCAUAGGUUGGAGGCGAGGAAGUACGGUAGAGAUGGCGAACGAGGAGUGGAAAGGGGAGGGGAGGGCCGGAGGCGCACCCGGAGCAACGUCUCCCUGAUGGACACUGGGGUGCUGCGGCUGGAGGAGGAGGUGGAGCGGGAGCUCGCGAGGCAGGAGAGGCUGGUGGAUCUCAUCGCCAUGGCAGGGGCCGACAUGCCCACACUACCCGUGCAGGUGGGGCACACGCGCAAGCUGCUGCUGGAGCUGAACGUGGAGAGGGUCAACCUGGAUCGAGCAUUGGAGCAGGCGCACUUGGCCGUGGGGUCACCUGGCGCCGUGCGCGCCAUACACACGGCACAGAUGCAGCUGUUGCAGCUGACGGCGCAGCGGGAAGUGCUCAAGGAGCUGAUUCAGAACGAGAGGAAGGAGAACGAGAAGCUGACGGCGCAGCGGGAAGUGCUCAAGGAGCUGAUUCAGAACGAGAGGAAGGAGAACGAGAAGGUAGAGGAGUUUCUCGACCAGAUUCUGAGUGACCCUGCACUAGAUGCCACCUCCCCCGUCUUCGCCUCCCUCAUAAAGGACCUCAUCAACACACUCAACACCAGUGCACAUGUCCCUUCCACUGUCACUGCUGCUAUUGGUGCCGCCUCUGCUGCUGCCGCCGCUGCAGCUGCCGCUGCUUUUGCUGCUGGUAGUGCCAUAGGAGGGGGAGCAGGAGGGGGGGAUUUCUCUGCCUCUUUUUCCCACGCUGGUGGAUCUCGGGCCUCGAUCCUCGGGCAUAGUCACUCUACCCUUUCGUCCAGCACCCAGUUGCAUAAGCUGAAGGACCUUCUAAAGGAUGGGCGGAUGGGCUUAGAAGAAGAGGAUAUGAUGCAUCUGAAAGGGGGUAGUGAUUCCCACAUGGCGGGAGGAGGAGGUAAGGGAGGAGGAGGAGGAGGAGGAGGAGGGGGGGGUGGUGGUGGAGGAGGGGGAGGAGGGGGGAAGGCACGGCUGAAGGUACUUCAGAAGCUGAAGAAGAAGUGGUCUGGAAGUGGCGGUGAUCCUGGUGCUGUGGCGGGUGGCAUCGGGUAUAGUGGUGCAUCUGCUGCUGCUGCUGGUGCUGCUGGUAACGCGGUUACCGGUGGUAAGCCGUUGAGUCGGGGCAUGUCUCCGUUUAGGAAUUUAGGCAGGUAUUUAUCGUCCACUGAGGCUGAUUUGCGAAGUCUGGCGGACGCUGCGAAGGGCAACAACACUAGCAGCAGCAGUGGUGCUGGUGGUGUGGCAGCGGCCACACGAUCACUCACUCAGCCGUCUCUCACACGCUCCUUUGCCCGCCGCGCCUCUGACAAUAGAGAGGAGCUCAAUAAGGUUGAUGCUCCUGCGCUGGGCAUCCCCGAGCUGCCUCGCCACACGUCUGCUGAUCUCACAGGUGCCGUGCCGCUUGCCCUGGCCUCUAACACCGGGUCGUGGUCCCCCACGUGCACGCCGGGGGUGUUUUCUCGAUUCAGCCGCAGCGCCUCUGCCGCGCAUCGGUCAGGCGCUUCAGUUGCCGAUGCUGAUGCCUUGGAGCAUGCCCAUGGGGGUGGGCAGGGCCAUGCCGAUAGGCAUGGGCGUGGGCACGGGCACGGGCAUGGGCAUGGGCAUGGGCACGGGCACGGGCAUGGGCAUGGGCACGAGAAUCCGCACGAAUUGAGCUUCAAGGAAAGAAGAGGUGAGGAUAGCCCGAGUGUCCUUCAAGAAGAGAAAGGUGGUGGCGGCGGUGGAGCGGCAGGCGCUACCCUCAGGUCCCAGUCCCUCAAAGUGGCCUCAGACGCAGGCAGCACGGUCAGCAGCAACACGGCCAGCAACACGGACAGCAACACGGACAGCAGCAGCAUGAUCGCUCUUGCCUCCGACUCCCUCAUACCCUCCAUUCUGCUCGCGAGCAACAAGAGCCCCGAGCGCAUGCGACCCUCGCUCUCCUUCCGCCGGGCCAAAACCCCCGACAGACAUCGCUCCUACAGCCCCACCACCCACUCCUCCCCCUCCUCCUCCUCCUCCUCCUCCCGUCCCCGCUCCCCCCUGGGAAAGAUGUUUUCCUUUGCAGCACGGCAUGCGCCAGGUAUGCACGUCGGUUACGCUCGGAACAACUCCGAACCUGGGGAUGAGGCUCGGGAUGGCUGGUUCACUGAUGGGGCUAGGUCUGGUGGGGAUGACUCUGGGGUGGCGCUGGGUGUCGUUUCUGGGGAUGGGACAACCAAGGAAGGUGCUUUUGCUGAUCUAUCAGCUACAGCUGCUGGUGCUACAGCUGGUGCUACAGCUGGUGCAGUAGCUGCUGCUGCCGUUGCUGCUGUUGAUGCAUCAGUUGCUGCUGGUGCAGGCCUGACUGGGUGGACCACUCAGGGGGAAAGGCGGCAGUCAGAACAGGCUAAUGUGCUUGUAAUAAACAAUGACUGUACGGGGGAAGAGGGAAGCACGAGCCCCACAGGUCAAGAUGCAGAAGAUCUUACUGAGGACCUGCCGGAAGCUGGCCAAAGCUCAGCCCAUCGGAAGUUCCUGGCCGUUGGAUCGUUCUCCGAGAUGGUUCAGGAGGGGGAGGCGGUCUCUCAGGAGAAAGGAGAGGAGGAAGAGGAGGAGGAGGUGGAGGAGGUGGGGGAGGUGGGGGAGGUGGGGGAGGUGGGGGAUAUAGAGGCGUGGAUGGAAGAGAGGCAACAGCAGCAGCAGCAGCAGCAGCAGCAGCAGUCUCUCUCAGCAGUGCUAGAAGCCCUCAUCUCUUCAAGUGAGGCUGAGCUCUCAGGCAAAGGGAAGCGUGAGCACGGCAAGAAGGGCAAAGAAGCGAAGGAGAAGAAGAGCAGAGGGUUCUCGAGGAAAGGAAGCAAGGAAGGGAAGGGUGGCAGCAGCAGCGGGGGAGGGUCAGGGUUUGACUUCAAUUUGCUAGGGGCCAGCACAGGGGGCAACGCAGGAGGUGACAGUGGCUGUAGCACGGGAGGCAACACGGGAGGUAGUUCUGCCGCACCCGCAGCUAAUGUUGCUAAUACAGCAAGGCCCUUGCAGUCUUACCCAAAGCCUCCGCUUGGUUCGGCGCCGGGCUCGGGAGCAGGCUUGGCAGCAGCCGAGCCAGCCAGAUACACGCCAGCGGUCAGCGGCAAUCCCUUUGUGACGAUCGACUCAUUGGAACGGUGGGCGUCUGCUGACGUGGCAGGCUUGGGUUCGUCAGGCCUCUCCAAACCUGCUGCCGAGCCUAGUUCCAGGCCUGAGCUGCUAAGCCCGAGGCGGACGCAGAGCGUGGGAGUGGCACUGAAUUAUAGGGCGUUGGAUUGUGAAUCAGGAUCGGACGUUGGGCAUGCUUUGGGGCUCAUUGCUCCUCUUCCAAGAAAGGCCGUUCCGUUGCAGAGUGGCUUGAGGGAUUCGUCUAACGAACAGGUGGGGGAACCUGACUUGGGUUCUGGUUCAAAUAUCGACAUGAUUUUGCUGCAGCAGCAGCAGAAGCAGGAGCAGGAGGGUUGGGAGACUGGGAAGGGAGGACAGACGGGAGCAGAGGCCAAGGAGCAGGGGGGACUAGAGGAGCAGGAGCAGACAGAGGAGCAGAAGCAGGGAGCAGCUAAAGCAGGGGCACUGGAUGCAGCAGCUGCAGCGGGUGUCCUUCCAGCUGCAUCUAGUGUGCAGCCGAUACCUCUGGUGCAGGAACCUGCACCGCCAGAGGUCUCACCGGAGGCAAAGCCACGCAUCCCACGUGUCUCCACUGCAGAAGCCCCUGCAACUGAACUGGUAACCAGAACAGGCGAAAGGGUUUGCUCCAGCACCUCUGCCAGCAUUGGCAGCACCAGAAACAGCAGUAGUGGCACUAUUGCGCACCUGGCAGCAGUCGCACCCCCCCCUGCAUCCACUCCCUCCUCCACCCUCUCAGGAGAAUCCACCUCCCGCAAAUCCUUCCGUAAAUCCCUUGCCAAAUCCAUCAACCACCUCCAAAAAACGAUAAAAACCUCCUCCUCAACCCGCCAACCCUCCUCCUCCUCCCGCGCCUCCUCUCUCCCUGCAGCAGAUUCCACCCCUCUUUCCCUCGAGCUAGAGGAUCUCCGCUCCCGCCCGUGCGCUCUAUCCGAAGAGAUGCUCAAGUCAAUCGCCUCCAUCUAUCUGCACCACGCCCAUCCCGCCGUGUGGGGCCUUGGGGAGGGGACACGGCGCGCCGCUGCUCUGCUCCUUGCCUCGGACCAGGCCCGCGCUGCGGCGGAUCCCGCCCAUGCUGCGGCGAAUCAGGCCAGUGCCACGUCAGAUCAGGCCCGUGGUGCGUCAGAUUUGGCGUGUGCCACGUCAGACCUGCCCUGUGCUGCGCCAGAGGGGGAGGAGGGAGUUGGGAAAGGAGGGUCAACUGGGAGUCUAGGGGGUCUGAGUGGCUCAAUCCGCCAUAACCUUCCAACAAGUGUGGUGGGGGAGGGAGGGGAUAGAGGUGAUAGUAACAGUGCCGAUAGCGAUACUUUAGGCCCGUUACAAGCACUCUCGAAUAGUACUGAAUCAACAGAUCCAGGAGACAGCAGCAUCUUCCUGCUUCCUCCCACCACCCCUUCAUACCCCCCUCUCACUCCCUCCCUCACUCCCUCCCUCACUCCCUCCCUCACUCCCUCUCUCUCCAAGAAGCCUUCUCUCUUCGCCUCAGACCCAGCCUCCAAGUCCCGUAGGGGGCUGGCUCUCGCCUCUGCUACAGCCAAGGCGCCCCAGUGGCUGCGCUCGGCAUUCCCUGGAGGCAAGCAGGGGGCGGAGGGCAGGGGCAGGCAGCGGGACAGGGGCAGGGGGAGGGACAGGAGCAGGGGGGGGACAGGGGGUUGGGAAGGGUUUGAGGAACAGGAAGAGGCAGAGAAGCUUCUAGAGCCAUCGGGAAUCACGAGAGCAAGCACUGACACCUCCGCCAGAGACCGGGGUGGCAGCAGCAGCAGCAGCAGCAGUAAGGCAGCCAAUGCCAUGCCACGCUCUGCCUCCUGCGCUCCUUCUACUGCUCCUGCUGCUGCUGCUGCUGGUAUAGGAGCAGACACAGGCGCGUCAGCAGCUGCUAGAAUCGCAGAAGUAGGGGUUGGGAAGAGGCCGGAGGGGUUCGUGGAUCCAUACGGGGGGUUGGAGGGGCACCCGUGCGCGCCAGUGGUGGCGGGGUACAGCGCAGCCAUGGAGGUGACUGCUGUGCCUCUGCCCGACUCGUUCAGCAGUGCAGACAUCUUCCUGCUCUGCCGCUACAGAAUGCUGGUGGAGCAGCUAGAUGACGUGAACCCAGUGCUAUUGUCAGAGGACGAGCGGAUAGCCUUCUGGGUCAACCUCUACAACUCCCUGCUUCUGCAUGCGUUCCUCAUGGACGGCUACCCUGCAACUCAUACCAAGCGCAUGGCCAUGCUUCAUCAGGCCACCUACACCAUCCGGGGCAAGGCAAUCAGCGCUAUUGAUAUCGAGUUCUCCAUUCUUCGGGCGGCCUCCUUCCGCCCUUCUCUGGCCAGGGCCCUCAAGGCUCGCCCCUUUUCUCCAGACGAUUAUCGCUCCUCCUGGGUGCUCCAGUCCCCCGAGCCCAGCGUCUCCUUCGCUCUCUGCCCCGGCACCUUCUCCGCUCCUCUGCUGAGAGCCUUCUCACCGCACACGGUCAGAGCAGAGCUGGAUGAGGCGAGGGAGAGCUUCCUCGAGGUGUCUCUGGGGCUCAGUCAGAACGACCGCAUUGUUCUUCCCAAAAUACUGGACUGGUUUUGUCCUGAUUUUGCCGAUUCCCUUCCAUCCUUGCUUGAGUGGGCCUUAAAUCAACUCCCCCCUGCCCCGCGGUUGGCAUUGGCCAAGCGGAUUGCUCUCCAAGUCAAUCCCACAAUCACACAUUGUGUUGAGGUGGCGCCAUUCGACUGGUCGAUCCGUUACCUUCUCGACCCCAAAUCACUCACUAUAAACACUGAUGGGUUGUAGACUUGUGGUCCACAAGAGAGGCAUGCGGUAAUACAAUAUUCAGCAAGUCAUGAAUGAUAUAACUAUGCUCUGAUUGAGGGUGAGGGUGUUGAGUGACCCGCUGGGGUUGCCCUUGAGAUCCUCGGGGAAGGGCCACAGGUGCAGAGCCUGGGGGGCUAUGGGCACACUUACCCGCUAUUCAACAAGCCCUUUUAACCCA